GGGAGCGUGCGGCUGAUACCCAGCCGGGGCUGCGGCGGUUAGUCCUCUCUCGGCCGCCGUCGCCUCCGACAUAUUGCCCGCAGGAGCUGCGGCGGUGAGCGGAGAGCGCUGGGGGAAGGAAAUGGGAGGACGAAGAGGUCCCAACAGGACAUCUUACUAUCGAAACCCACUCUGUGAGCCAGGAUCAGCAGGGGCCUCUGGUGGGGGCCACUCUUCUAGUGCAUCGGUGAGCAGCGUCCGCUCUCGAAGCAGGACCACUUCUGGGACGGGCCUCUCCAGCCCUCCACUGGCUGCCCAGACCGUUGUGCCUCUGCAGCACUGCAAGAUCCCUGAGCUGCCAGUGCAGGCCAGCAUUCUGUUUGAGCUCCAGCUCUUCUUCUGUCAGCUCAUAGCCCUGUUUGUGCACUACAUCAACAUCUAUAAGACAGUCUGGUGGUACCCGCCCUCACACCCACCCUCCCACACCUCCCUGAACUUCCACCUGAUCGACUUCAACUUGCUGAUGGUGACCACCAUUGUUCUUGGCCGCCGCUUCAUUGGGUCCAUCGUGAAGGAGGCUUCUCAGAGGGGGAAGGUCUCCCUCUUGCGCUCCAUCCUGCUGUUCCUCACCCGCUUCACCGUUCUUACGGCAACAGGCUGGAGUCUGUGCCGGUCCCUCAUCCACCUCUUCAGGACCCACUCCUUCCUGAACCUCCUGUUCCUCUGCUAUCCGUUUGGGAUGUAUAUUCCGUUCCUGCAGCUAAACUAUGACCUCCGCAAGACGAGCCUCUUCACCCACGUGGCUCCCAUGGGACCCCGAGAGGCAGCCAGUGGCCUGGCAAGGAGUCGGGACUACUUUCUGACACUGCGGGAGACUUGGAAGCAGCACACGCGACAGCUCUACGGCCCGGAAGCCAUGCCCACCCACGCCUGCUGCUUGUCACCCAGCCUCAUUCGCAAUGAAGUUGAGUUCCUCAAAAUGGACUUCAAUUGGCGAAUGAAGGAAGUUCUUGUCAGCUCCAUGCUGAGUGCCUAUUAUGUGGCCUUUGUACCUGUUUGGUUUGUGAAGAACACACAUUACUAUGACAAGCGUUGGUCCUGUGAGCUCUUCCUGCUGGUGUCCAUCAGUACCUCUGUGAUCCUCAUGCAGCACCUGCUUCCUGCCAGCUACUGUGACCUGCUGCACAAGGCUGCCGCCCACCUGGGCUGCUGGCAGAAGGUGGACCCGGCCCUGUGCUCCAAUGUGCUGCAGCACCCGUGGACUGAAGAGUGCAUGUGGCCGCAGGGUGUGCUGGUGAAACACAGCAAGAAUGUCUACAAAGCGGUGGGCCACUACAAUGUGGCCAUCCCCUCUGAUGUCUCCCACUUCCGCUUCCAUUUCUUUUUCAGCAACCCUCUGAGGAUCCUCAACAUCCUCUUGCUGCUGGAGGGCGCCGUCAUUGUCUACCAGCUGUACUCCUUAAUGUCCUCUGAAAAGUGGCACCAGACCAUCUCCCUGGCCCUCAUCCUCUUCAGCAACUACUAUGCCUUCUUCAAGCUGCUCCGGGACCGCCUGGUAUUGGGCAAAGCCUACUCAUACUCAGCCAGCCCCCAGAGGGACCUGGACCACCGGUUCUCCUGAGUCCCGCAGUGAUCCUCGAGACAACAUCCGGGCUUCACCCAGGGGCUUCCUGGCCAAGGGCUCUCUCGGGGUUAGGGGGAGGGGAACAAAAAACAAAAAACAAAAAAAACAAAAAAACCCACCAGAGCUUUGUAUUUUUGUUACGUACUGUUUCUUUCUUUGAUAAUUGAUGUGAUAAGAAGAAAAAAGUCUUAUUUUUAUACUCUGAACAAGCCUGUGUCCUGUGAUUCUUUCUCUCCUUCCUGCCUGUUCGUCAGAGUCAGAACUAUGGGCUUGUGAGGCAGGAAGCUCCACUUGUGGCUUCUGUGGCUCUCCUCCAGUGGCUGGGAGACGUGGACAUCCCAGAGGCCACGGUGGCCAUGGUGGCUGCUGCUAACUGAAUGCGGGUUGUGUACAGAUGCUGCUGUGUGUACUGCCCCAGGCCUUGCCAGCCCUAGGAAGAUGUGUGCUGUGUGUGUUCACUCCCACAGGUGAACUGAAACUCGGAGCUCUAGUGACUUGCUCAGGGUAACUUGGCUACAGAGUGGCAUUAAAAUAAAAAUCCUGUAAAAGGUGGUGACACUGUUGUCCUAGAAGAAUAUGACUUGUUUCUCCCAGCACAUAGUCACUGCCACCCUGCCCUGUCCCCGAUAAUGGUGCUGGGCCUGGAUACUGCUCCACUGGGGAGGGACCGCUAGCAAGAUGGGUCAGGGGGUCAAGGCACUUUGUACCAACCCUGACAACCCAAGUUCCAUCCCUGGGACCAAUAUGGCAGAAGGCAGA
Messenger RNA from Apodemus sylvaticus (European woodmouse), 2362 nucleotides. RefSeq names its product transmembrane protein 39B (gene Tmem39b). Gene Ontology annotation, cellular component: membrane. The coding region runs from base 122 to 1600 and encodes 492 amino acids. NCBI's taxonomy places the organism in Eukaryota, Metazoa, Chordata, Mammalia, Rodentia, Muridae. The record is from RefSeq and is a predicted model, not a curated record. The transcript is spliced from 9 exons.